Messenger RNA from Nerophis ophidion (straightnose pipefish), 3269 nucleotides. RefSeq names its product RELT-like protein 1. The transcript is spliced from 7 exons. The record is from RefSeq and is a predicted model, not a curated record. The coding region runs from base 77 to 931 and encodes 284 amino acids. Gene Ontology annotation, biological process: positive regulation of p38MAPK cascade. Gene Ontology annotation, cellular component: plasma membrane. Lineage: Eukaryota; Metazoa; Chordata; Actinopteri; Syngnathiformes; Syngnathidae.
UGUCCGUUUGCUGGAGACUCAGGAAGUAGGUUGAGGUUAGGGCGGAGAAGCCCCUCCUUCGAGCUCGAAUGUGCGUAUGACCGCGGCGCUCCUUCUCUCGGCUGCUAGAAUCAUCGCCAGCUUCCCCGGCCAGCUGUCGCCGCAUCCACUCAUGGACGACCCAGCGGUGGUUACGGCGGGUCAGACGACUGUCGCCGGCAAAGGAGGGGCAGGUGGCGGAGCGGUCAACCCGGACUACACGGCCUUUGUGCUGGUGCCUGUCUUCUUCCUCCUGGGCUUGCUGGGGGUGGUCAUCUGCCAUGUGCUGAAGAGGAAGGGCUACCGGUGUACCACUGAGGCGCAGGAUGAGGAGGAGGCGUGCGAAGAAGUGGACAAGGAUCUUGAGCUGGGAGGAGAGCUCAACGACACUCUGAGUGAAAACAACGACACCGUGGGACAGAUUGUCCACUACAUCAUGAAUAAUGAAGCCAACUCUGAUGCUCUGAAAGCCAUGGUGCACGAAACCAGCAUCGAUUCUGAUGGUGCACCCGUCACCCCCACCUCCCCCUACUCGCCCUCGCCGCCCAUGACCCCAGUGUCGCCGGUGUCGCCGCCGGAGGCCGCCAAGCACACCUGCAACCACCUGCACACCAUCGGCGGCGUCGGUGGCCACAAGAACAUCUGCACGCGCUGCAGUCAGAAGAAGUGGCCGCUCAUGAGCAAGCCCGCCGCCGCCAUCCGCAAGGCGGAGCAACGGCGCAGACACUCGGGGGAAGUCACCGUGUUGUCCGUGGGCAGGUUCCGUGUGACAAAGUGCGAAAAACCAGCCAGGGAACGGCGGACGCUGCUGAUAGCGGACUCUAAUGGCAGCGUGCCUUCGGAGGAGGUGGCGUCCAACAGCCGGACGGUGUCUGAGAGCCAGGAGGAGAACAGCAUGGACGUGGAGAAAUGAUAAGUCCAGGUGUACGCCAUUCCUCAAAAAGACAAAAUCAUCUGCAUAGUUUUUAAAAAGCGGAGUAAUACGGCGGGCAGAUGGGAUUCGAAACCCCACUUUCACUUGGGGCCACACUGACGCAGCCACACGGGUCACUUAUUACCCGGCUAGGUAGGAGAAGUUCUUCAAUUAUUUCAUUCCUCCCGAAAGACGUGCAGAGGGUUUCGCAUCGCUCGGUCCGGCGGUGUGACAUGACAUCAUACAUAUUUCCGGGAGGAGCGUGUGGCAGCUGGAUGAAAUAGGACUUCUUGAACCGGUACAGCCAGUCUGUGUCCAAAACAAACAAACCAAGUAGGAACAACCUACGGGGCCAGGAAAGCUGUGUGGAGCCUUGGCAGGUGUAAUUGUAAGAAAUAAAGCAUCAUCCUGUGCAGCAGCUAGGAGGAAUAUAUAAAUUAGUGCAUAAUGUAUAAUGGCUUCUUUGUGCCACUGAGACAUUUAAAAACCUUACAUUUUAUUGGUUCAACUUGGUUUUUCUACAGCAUGUUAGGAAAGCACUUGUUUUUAUUCGGCCUACUAAUAUUAAAAUAUGAUGAUGCUGUGAAGGGACAACAUUAUGGGGUGCGUUCACACUUGCCAUGUUUGGUUCAUUUCAAAAGAACUCUGGUGCUUUUUGUCUCUGCUGGUACGGUUCGUUUGGUGGAGCGCAAAAGCGUUCAUCCGAACAAGCGGACCGGGACUCUGGUGCAGUUUAAAUGAUUCAGAAUGAUGGUAAAAAAAAAAAAAAGAAGCACUUUAAAGGUGUAUUUUGAAAGCUUUUUGUGAAACAUAAGCUGGUAAAUAUUGUGUUACAAGAAACAACUGCAGAAGGCUUUGCUUUAUGUGUGUGUGUGUGUGUGUGUGUGUGUGUGUGUUGUAUUUCUACCCUUCUUGAGGCAUCAACAAGAAAAAAUACCUUCCGUAUGAGGACCGGUGAACAAGUUAGGACAUAAAUCAUGGUCCAAAUAUGGAAAAACCAUUGCAUCUAAUAGAGAAUGUCUCAUUUUGCGCCCCAUUUGUGGUAAAAUCGAUCAAAAUGAGGGUGGUCCCAAAAAGGAGGGAUUUUUCAAAUUGACUGUGUCGGGUUUAAAAGUGCUCCCCCCCUGGUCAACAUAUGAAAUAACAAGUGUCUGUAAAAAUGUGAAGUCCUCCUCCUAUGGGCAACAUAAGUAAAAACAAAUGUGUGUAAGAUAUUAAAAAAGUAAUAAAUAAAUAUGUAUAUAGAGACAUACUGUAAUAACUAAGUAAAUGAAAAUUUAAAAUCAAUUGGUUUUUAAUUUUCAUUAUUAUUAUUUCUAUAUUAGUGAAGUGAAUUAUUUAUAUAGCGCUUUUCUCUAGUGACUCAAAGCGCUUUACACAGUGAAACCCAAUAUCUAAGUUACAUUUAAGCCAGUGUGGGUGGCACUGGGAGCAGGUGGGUAAAGUGUCUUGCCCAACGACACAACAGCAGUGACUAGGAUGGCAGAAGCGGGGAUCGAACCUGGAACCCUCAAGUUGCUGACACGGGCACUCUACCAACCUAGCUAUACCCCCCCACGAUAUAUUAUCAUUUCAAUAUUAUUAUUAUUAUCAUGAUUCACACAAAAAAAAAAAUAAAAAAAACUAACUAAAAGCUUACCUUUUUUAAUUGUGCAUAGUAUGUACAUAUUAUUAAUGUUGUAAUUAUAAAUCUUUAUAUAUCUAGAAAGGGUGGUGCUAAAGAGGUAGGCAUUUUUCUCAGGUCUCAAAAUACAAGUGUGUGUGUGUGUGUGUGUGUGUGUGUGUCUCAACCCUGCACAGCGCUCCUUUAAAAAGUAUGUUUUAAAAACUCUUGGUGAAAUCUAAGCUGGUGAAUAUAGCAAAAUAUAAAACAAAAUCAACCCAUUGUUGUUUAAAAUAUUUGAGUGACAUCAGGAAAGCAACUUAAUCAAGCUUUAAACUGAUGUCCUUGCCUUUAAUUGCGUGACAAAAAUACCGGCGUACACCGAAGUGCGCACUAAGCCCCCUCUCUGUACAAUUCCGAACCCAAAAGUGUGAACGCAACCUUUUGAGUGUUGGAAACAGCCAAGUUCUGUUCGCACUUCUUUUUCAGGCGGGGGGCUGGGGGGAGGGGGGCUUCGGUUUUGUCUGUUGAAAAAAAAAUGAGCGGCUGAGCUCCGUGGAAACCAAAGCCAAGAGUGUUGACAUCCGUCUACCUCUUCUCGCCUUCCUGCGGGGUCAUUUCACCUUUUUCAUUGUGCCACCUUUGUUUUGGAUUAAUUGCAUAUAUUUGUACUUGUUUUAUUGAUUGCUGUGUUUUUAUUUAAUGACAAAAAAAUAAAGAUGUAUACAUAUCAGA